UAGUCAACCAAAGGUCACCAUGCCACAUCUAAUAGGAAAGCCUGCUGCUCAGCAAACACAAAUAUAUGCAAAAAAUGCAAACUGUGAUAAGUAGGAGGAGCCCUUAGUUUGAGAUAUAACAUUUCAAAAUCACCAGAAACAUACUGAUGAGAAUCCAGAAAUAGUUUAACUCACACGAGAAAGUUAUUUUUCAUAUCUUUUAUUUUCUUUUUUUAUUUUUUGAGUGACUUCAGACUUAGCAAAUGAUUCUUUUCCAAUGAAGUAAAACUGAAUGUCCUGCUUAAAUAUUUUCAUUUUAACCACUUGUAUUAUUUCAAAGUAAGGAAAGAAAUCAGCCAGAUGUGCCAAAUGAUAGCAUAUUCCCAUUUCAUGAUAAAAAUAAUUAACUGGUUUGACCCGCAGCUUUCUAGAAAUGUCUGCACUUUAAUCAAAAAUUUCUUUUUUUCACUAAGAAAAUUUGGCUAUGGGACUUGCCAAGGUUUCAAUGUUAAUGUGGUAGUUGCUAAACAAUUCCAGUCAUUAUAAACUGUAUGUUCUGUUUUCACAUCUGUAUUGGGUCCAGAACAUUUUCACGUACAAUUAGCAUGGUUGUAGGACCAAAACCUCCUUUAAUAAUAAUCCCAAAAUAAUCUUCCUUUUGCUAGAUACACAAAAAGAGAAAGCAUACCAAGCUGAAACAGACCCUGAAGGUUGUCAACCUCAAUGGAAUAUAAAGAAUGGAAAAAACUUAGAGCCAGGGUAGAUGCAGAUUCAGAUACCACGGUGGUCAGAGAUAAUUCUUCCAAAUCCAACUCGAAUGACAAGGUAGAUGGAGGUGCCAGUAGUAAAUGGAAAUGAGCAGAUUUGGGGGAAAGGACUGAGUUCAGUCACUUUGAGGAGUUGCCAAUCAGUCUUGGACCACAGAGCGCCCAGCACCAAGGAGACAGCUGGGCAUAUGGGUUUGGAGCUCAGAAGCAAAUCUCUCCGUGGAAAUGUGAACAUGAGAGCAGUUAGCUAUGGAUCCUAUUGAACACCGUAGAAAUGGCUGGGGUGUUGAUAAGAGAAAGAAGAGGGCAGGGCUGGGGAACUGUCAGGGAGAGGAGGAGAACAGCCUUCUCUUCAGAAUUCUAGUCAGCCCUGGUCUCUCUGGGAAGAUGGCUUCUGGAACUCCACCUAUCCCUUCUUUCCAGCACAGAAAGUAGAGGUGUCAUCAUCCAAGGAAUGUAGCUUCAGGUGAUGGCAACUUCUUUUAGCAACCAUACUUUUUCUUUCUUUCUUUUUUUUUUUUUUGAGAAGGAGUCUCUGUCACCCAGGCUGGAGUGCACUGGUGUGAUCUCAGCUCACUGCAACCCCCACCUUUCCAGUUCAAGCGAUUCUCCUGCCUCAGCCUUCCAAGUGGCUGGGAUUACAGGCAUGUGCCACCACACCACCACACCCAGCUAAUUUUUGUAUUUUUAGUAGAGACGGGCUUUCCCCAUGUUGGCCAGGCUGGUCUUGAACCCCUGGUCUUGAAUCCAAGCGAUCCACCCACCUCAGCCCCCCAAAGUGCUAGGAUUACAUUCCUGAGCCACCAUGCCCAGUCAACAACCACACUUUAUAAAGUUCAUAUUAACUUUGCAGUCAAUGCAACUCUGUCUUCUCAAAAAAACAGCUGGAAAGUCAACUUCUUUCUUUAGGCUACAUGAUGGUCAUUAUUUUAUUCUUAUUAAUUCAUGUUCAUUGGAUUCCCCAUUGCCUUAUUACUGGUCCCAAUACAUCCAUGGAAUCCGGUUUCUAACACUUACCUAAUGUGUGGGUUCAGGCAAGUUUCUUAGCUCUCUGUGCUUCCUUUUAAUUACCUGUGAACUGGAGACAUUUAUAGUAUCUACUUCAUAGGGUUUGCGAAGCUGAAAUGAGUUAAUUUAUGUAAAGUGCCCAGAACAAUGUCUGGUGCAUAAGUACUUUAUUAAUGUUAGUUGUCAUUAUCAUCAUCAUCUAUCGGAGUCUCUCAUGAUUAUAUUCCAAACGAUCUCACCUAGUCAGAAUUUGUCAUUAAGAAAACUGUGGGCUGGGCACGGUGGCUCACACCUGUAAUCCCAGCACUUUGGAAUGCCAAGGUGGGCAGAUCAACUGAGGUCAGGAGUUCGAGGCCAGCCUGACCAACAUGGCGAAACCCCAGCUGUACUGAAAAUAUAAAAAUUAGCCAGUAGUGCUGGCGUGUGCCUGUAAUCUCAGCUACUCGGGAAACUGAGGCAGGAGAAUCUCUUGAACCCAGAAGGGGGAGGCUGCAGUGAGCCAAGAUCACACUACUGCACUCCAGCCUGAGUGACAAAGCAAGAUUUCAUCUCAAAAAAAAAAAAAAAAGAAAGAAAAGAAAAAAGAAAACUAUGGAGCAUGACAUGGAAGCUGGAUAAGAAACUUGUUUGCAAACUCCAAGAAAAACCAGGACCUAAAAGAAGGGAAGAGUGGAAUGGAGGGUGAGCAGAGUAGGGGGCCUAAGCUCUCUAUAUCCACUUUGAACAGAUUUCUUCCCUUUUUUUUUCUUUCUUUUUUUUUUGGUUGUUUAUGUUCCAUUUCUAGAAAAGUUUCAUUUGGAAAAAGGGUUCUACUGCUUUGCGGGGCAAAAAGGAACCAUAGCUAAGCUGCUAACUAGGGUAACAUCCUAUCCCCUCUGAAAUACAAUUAAAUUCAGCAACGCCAUCUGGAUUCAGUGGCUGCUGUGUGCAGAGCACCUGCUGGGCUGCAAUGGAGAGGGGAAGGAAUCAGUGUUGUCUGCAUCCAAGUAGUACACACUGUAACAGGGGACCUAUACACACAGACCCCUUGCCAGGCAAUGUGCCCUGUAGUAUGGCCACACAGAGGAGGAGUCCUGGGGAGGCUCCAUGGUGAAGGUGGCUUUUGAAGGACUGGCAGGGUGUCAAUAGGCAGAGAUGCAUGGACACUAAAAUCUAGGCAACAGGAACAGCAUAGCCACAGGACCGGGCGUCAGUCACAUUCUCCCCGCUGGCCAAAUGACACAAAUAAUGCUCAAAUUCCAUGCUGCGGUUUGCUUUGACUGGCGGAGGCGGAGGGGCGCGAAAGACAAGGGAGCCAGCAUGCUGCACAGCAGGUUUAGCCUCCAUGCCCGGGGCUUGGAGCAAGAGAGUGAAAACAUCAGAGCUAUGUCUUCAGAAGGUCUUGUGUUGUGAAACUGACUGGCAAGCUAUCACAGGAAGCUAAGCGAGGUGGUGGGCUGCUGGAUUAAAAUGAUCUCUAAACAGAAUUCGCUCUCAGGGUUCAUUUUCAGCCUACCUCAUUAGGGCAGAUUCGGUCUUCUCACAUUGUUAUUGCUGUAUCGGAGGAAUCUUUCUAAAGAGAAAAGUGACAGCACACAUUGCUGCCAUUUCAAAGCCAGCAUUUUUAAAGGGCGUAAUACAUAGUGACAGUUUUGAUGUAUGCCCGUGGGUGUGGGUCCUAAUAUCUCAACAUACUCUGCCUGCAUAAUUUAAAAUGACAGUUUAGCCUGUCAAACUUAAAUGUGAGUGAAGUUCCUUGGAUAUUUAUAAAACAUCAAAAAGAUAGAAUGGUGUCAGCAAAAGAUGGGUCUUUUUAUUACUAAACCACGGGACGAUUUUUGGAUAAUUGCUGGCAACUCACCUAGAAGCUGAAUUUCCAGACAAAGUAUAAAUUUGGUGGUGCCACAGUUUUGAAGGUUAUUUUCACGCAAUGCAAUAAAAGGAUAUUACAGAACUCUAGCACAAAUUGUAGUCAAAGAUGGAGACGCGUCAAUGACCCGUUUGUUUUUAAUGUAUUGUUUUAAUGUUUUUGUUUUUCAUGUAUCCAUGGUUUCCAGUUCCCCCUGAGAAAGUGGAAAUUACCCAUGCUAAUAAAGCAAGCGUUAGUGCGAAGACCUAGCUGAUGUUUGGGCUGGUUUUUAGCCCGCUAGGCAGUCACCCUUUAUAAAGCCUGCCAAGUUUGGAGCGUGGGUAAUUUUACACGCGGGUCUCCACAGAUCCUGUCUACUUCGGUAGAUUUAUUACUAGGAAAGUGCGUGGGGGCACUAAUUUUUGUGAAUUGACUAAUGCGUUAGAACUUUAAAAACCGGGUAGAACGCAGCGCAGGAAGCGAGCGUUCACCGACGCAGCGCCGGACGCAUGCGCGGCCCCUGGCGUCUUACGUCCCACAGGCCCCACCCCGGCGCCAUCCGUCCCGCAGGCCCCGCCUUUGGCGCUGGGCUCUGACGUCACCACCUGCGCCGCGCACAGUAGAAACAGGAAGUGGGACCAAAACAAAGGAGCGGCGGCCGGGAGCGGACUUACCUUACCUUCUCUGCCUUCCGCGCGCUUCUCAGCCGGGCCGCCGACCCAAAGGAGCCGUCCGACUAUGUCUAACAUGGAGAAACACCUGUUCAACCUGAAGUUCGCGGCCAAAGAACUGAGUAGGAGUGCCAAAAAAUGCGAUAAGGAGGAAAAGGCCGAAAAAGCCAAAAUUAAAAAGGCCAUUCAGAAGGGCAACAUGGAAGUUGCGAGGAUACACGCCGAAAAUGCCAUCCGCCAGAAGAACCAGGCGGUGAAUUUCUUGAGAAUGAGUGCGCGAGUCGAUGCAGUGGCUGCCAGGGUCCAGACGGCGGUGACCAUGGGCAAGGUGACCAAGUCGAUGGCUGGUGUAGUUAAGUCGAUGGAUGCGACAUUGAAGACCAUGAAUCUGGAGAAGAUUUCUGCUUUGAUGGACAAAUUCGAGCAUCAGUUUGAGACUCUGGACGUCCAGACGCAGCAAAUGGAAGACACGAUGAGCAGCACGACGACGCUCACCACUCCCCAGAACCAAGUGGAUAUGCUGCUCCAGGAAAUGGCAGAUGAGGCGGGCCUCGACCUCAACAUGGAGCUGCCGCAGGGCCAGACCGGCUCCGUGGGCACGAGCGUGGCUUCGGCGGAGCAGGAUGAACUGUCUCAGAGACUGGCCCGCCUUCGGGAUCAAGUGUGACGGCAGAACCCGCUCUGAGGUUUCCUGGCCAUAGCCACCCUUUGAAAUGCUCUCUGUGUGUUAGAGAGAUACUAUACCCUAGAAACUCUGAACAUGCCAGAAUGCUGAAAUGCCCUUCUACCUUUGGGUUUACAGCCCCCUCCAGAUAAAUUAAGAAAUUCAGUAUUUCUGCACUCUUAGCUGGAUUCUGAAGUUCUGUAUAGCUCGUAAUGAUGGUAUUUUUAUAGCAGCCUUUUAACAGAACUAGUUAAUUUCGUGUAUAUGAAUCUUUCUCGACGAUCUGGUCAAAACUGUAUUCAGUUUCCUGCCCAGAAUGAUAAGAUUGAAGGUGGUUGGUUUUUAUUAUUUAGUGUGAUUGAUAGUAUCUAGAAUGGCAAGUGGUGCAUAAAAGUUAAAGAGAGGGGAAAGAUUACUUAGUUUGUUUAUACAGUUAUAAACACCAUGCAGUGUAUUCGGUGGACUGUGCUAUUUCUGUUUAUCCUUUGGGUUUUGGUUUUUGUUUUGUUUUUGCCUUCACAGUGAGACUGCAAAUGAUUGUUCUCAUAACGUAUGUUAUUAUAAAUAUGGUCUUAUAAUUUAUACUGAAAUUACCUUAGGAUAUUUUUGCAUAAUACUCUCUUACUGCUUACAUUCUAUAAAUUUUUCAUGUGAUAAUUGUCUUUGCGUAACUGGGAAAAAUGCCGAAUAACUUCCUUUAUUAUCUGGAAAAAUUAAAUUUGUUCAUUUAUAUUUUCUACUUAAUUGAGUUUUUAAAAAGACUUAGUGUGACAUUUGACAGUGUCUUUCAAACGAACUUCUCUAACAAGUUUAUAGUUUUCCUGUUUCAACACUAUUAGACGUCUUAUAAAUUAUGCUAAUUAGCACGGCAGUCAUGUUAUACACUCUUAACAUUGCCAAAGAACUGUUGAUUCGUUUGAGAAAACCCUGGGACUGUGUGUGUGUAGGUUUUGUUUUAAUUUUAACAACCAAAAAUAGAAAUAAAAUUAGAACUGCGUUUUAAGUUCUAAUUUGUAUUUAUUAAUUUGUCCAAAGGCAAGAACUCUUGGAAAUCCUUGAAAAUAUAAGCUGGAAUGUUUUACUUAGCCAUGCAAGUCAUUUAUGUAUACAUCCAGCCAGCUGGAAGUCUGAGAAGUAAAGAGGUAGGACUGGAAGGAAGGAGAAAGCUUGAGUCUUUAAGGCUAGAGCCCAGCUGUGCUGCCUGCCAUCUUCUCAGGAAUGGCAGUGCGUAUUUUCUGGCUGAAAAGUAAAGCAUGUAGCCACCGCUUUCUCAUACCCUCGAAACAUGGAGAAAAGCAACUUGCUUUUGCCUUGGCAAGCAUACUAACCUAAGUUAAUUCAAGUUUUUUUUAACUUACCCUUUCCUUCACUGGAAGAUUUUUCCAUAAGAGAAUUCCAUUGUUUCAGAAAAUAAUUAUAGGGGCCCUUCCAAGUUCUUUGAAAGAUUCAUAACCAACUAUUCACUAUUAUAACAUGUUUCCCAGUGUAAAUGAGUAAGGAAAAAAAAGUGUAACAGGUACGUGCAGAUGAGGAGUGACUCUCAUAUUUAAGUUAUUUUAUAUUUGACUGGACAUUGUUCAGAAGUGUGCUUUAAGGGACACUUGUUGGUUGUCUGCCCAGCAUCUCUCAAGAAUAUCCCUCUUAGAAGGUCAUGUCUCCUGUCCUCCACAUGGUUGUGCAGGGCCAUGUGUGAAGACAGCAUGAGUCUUAACCCCUCUUUUAUUUUAUUUUUGAGACAGAGUCUCCCUCUGUUGCCCAGGCUGGAGUGCUGUGGCGCGAUCUCUGCUCACUGCAACCUCCACCUCCCGGGUUCAAGUGAUUCUCCUGCCUCAGCCUCCCGAGUAGCUGGGAUUACAGGUGUGCACCACCAUGCCCAGCUAGUUUUUUUGUAUUUUUAGUAGAGACAAGGUUUCACUAUGUUGGCCAGGCUGGUCUUGAACUCCUGACCUCAGGUGAUCCGCCCACCUCAGCCUCCCAGAGUGCUGGGAUUACAGGCAUGAGCCACUGCACCUGGCCUUAACCCCUCUUUAGAUUGGAAAAAAUAAUGACAACUUUAAAAAUAGCUUAGUGUUGAACCCUUUGGUAAACUAAAGACCCUUUUAUAAUGCAAAUAUUCCCAACAAAAUUAAUAUAUUUUGUGAGAUUAAACAAUGCUUGUAUAUGCUUGAACUUUCUUAAAGUAUGUUCAUGUCAUACUAUUAUGAAUGUACAUUUUUAUGAGUCAUAAAUAUUAUUUUCAAAAGCA
Gorilla gorilla gorilla (western lowland gorilla) is the source of this 7162-nucleotide messenger RNA. RefSeq names its product charged multivesicular body protein 1B (gene CHMP1B). NCBI's taxonomy places the organism in Eukaryota, Metazoa, Chordata, Mammalia, Primates, Hominidae. The transcript has a single exon. Bases 4321 to 4920 code for a protein of 199 amino acids. Gene Ontology annotation, biological process: vacuolar transport. The record is from RefSeq and is a predicted model, not a curated record.